Molecule: messenger RNA, 1239 nt
Organism: Glarea lozoyensis ATCC 20868
Lineage: Eukaryota; Fungi; Ascomycota; Leotiomycetes; Helotiales; Helotiaceae
Product: Indolic compounds 2,3-dioxygenase-like protein
Exons: 3
Coding region: 1-1239 (412 amino acids)
Biological process (GO): 'de novo' NAD+ biosynthetic process from L-tryptophan
Cellular component (GO): cytoplasm
Molecular function (GO): indoleamine 2,3-dioxygenase activity; metal ion binding; heme binding
Source: RefSeq, a predicted model, not a curated record
AUGCUCAGUCCACCUAGCACUAACUUGGCGGCAUAUGCGGUCUCAAUCACAAAUGGCUUUCUUCCAGACGAGCACCCACUCCUACAACUCACCGACGACUAUUACCUUCCAUGGGAGUCGGUAAUAGGUCAACUUCCGCAACUCCUGGAUUCCAACACACUAAGAACGACAGUCGAUAAACUUCCAGUGCUCUCUACAUCACAUCUCCAGACUGAACCAGAAUGGCGGCGAGCCUACCUCAUCCUCUCCUUUUUCACUCACGCAUAUAUCUGGGAAGCUGGUGGACCAUCAGAUCAUCUGCCACCAUGUAUAUCUAUCCCUAUGCUCAAAGUAGCCGCCCACCUAGCUCUCCCCCCAACAGCGACCUACGCAGCACUCAACCUCUGGAACUUCGCUCCCCUCGAUCACAAUGUCUCCCUUUCCAACAUUGACAACUUACGCACACUUAAUACAUUCACUGGUACUGCUGACGAAAGCUGGUUCUACCUCGUCUCCGUCGCCAUAGAAUCCCACGGUGCUUCAUUAAUUUCAACAAUGCUACGAGCAAUCGAAGCGUGUUCUACUUCCAAUACCUCUUUGGUACUCUCUUCUCUGACUUCAUUCACCUGCACAGUGCGUGAGCUCGGUGUUAUCCUGAAGCGCAUGAAUGAAGGUUGUGAUCCUCUGGUUUUCUACAACAAAAUCCGUCCUUUCCUAGCAGGAAGCAAGAACAUGGCUGUCGCUGGCUUGCCAAACGGAGUCUUCUACGACGAAGGCGAUGGAAAAGGCGAAUGGAGAAUGUUCAGCGGCGGCAGUAACGCUCAAAGCUCUCUCAUCCAAUUCUUCGACGUGGUAUUAGGCGUCGAACACGCUUCCAAACCUGGUACUACCUCAAAGAGCGGCUUUCUCAAGGAAAUGCGCGCCUAUAUGCCCGGCCCCCACGCCACCUUCCUCAACUCCCUCCCCACACCCUCACCCAUCCGCGAAUUCUGCAACGCCUCACCAAUCGCCGAACUCGUCGAAGCAUACAACCUCGCAGUCAAAGAACUUGCUGCAUUUAGAGACAUCCAUAUCCAAAUCGUGACACGAUAUAUCAUCCGUCCGGCGCGCAUGCAGCAGGGUGAACGGGGAGGCAAGGGAUUGAAUUUGGCAGUUGCGAGUAAUGGGUUGGAGAAGGGGCUGUGUGGGACAGGUGGUACAGAGCUACUCCCAUUCUUGAAGGGAAGUCGGGAUGAAACUAAGGACGCUGCGUUAGGUUAA